CACUAGGUCACUUGGGCACAAUGUUUUGAAAAUGCUGGUGAAUAGAAAUCCACUUUUAUUCGACAUUACAUCAGAAUGCAAAACCACUAAAGCCAGAGUAGGUAAAAUGGUUUUGCCGCAUGGUGUUGUAGAUACACCAGUUUUCAUGCCAGUGGGAACACAAGGAACCCUCAAAAGUAUGCUACCAGAACAACUAGAUAAUAUGGGGCUUCAAAUAAUGCUAGCCAACACAUACCAUUUGGGAACAAAUCCUGGCCCUGAAAUCUUGAAAAGAGCCGGCGGUCUACACAAAUUCAUGAACUGGGACAAACCACUCCUCACUGAUUCAGGAGGAUUUCAGAUGGUGUCCCUACUGAAGCUAGCAGAAAUCACAGAAGAAGGUGUCAAAUUUCAAUCUCUGAAUGAACAUAAAGGGGAAGUUAUGUUGACCCCUGAACAUUCAGUAGAAAUACAGAAUGCCAUAGGUGCUGAUAUAAUAAUGCAGCUAGAUGAUGUGAUAACAACUACUUCCCCUGAUUAUGAUAGGAUAAAAGAGUCAGUGCACAGGACAACAAGGUGGCUGGACAGAUGUAUAGAAGCUCAUGCCAAUCCAGAGACUCAAAAUGUAUUUUCCAUUGUUCAAGGAACUUUGUAUGAGGACUUGAGAAGAAGAAGUGCAGCUGAUCUAGUCAAAAGAGAUGUGAAUGGAUAUGCUAUUGGAGGUUUGAGUGGUGGGGAGAGUAAAGACGAUUUUUGGAAAAUUGUUCAUUUAUGCACAGACCUAUUACCAAAGGGUAAACCAAGGUAUCUUAUGGGUGUAGGGUUUGCAAUAGAUUUGGUAGUUUGUUCUGCCCUAGGUGUUGAUAUGUUUGAUUGUGUUUUUCCAACAAGAACAGCACGAUUCGGUUGCGCCCUAACGAUGACAGGCCAAAUCUCCCUGAGAAAACCCGAGUACGCCAAAGACUUCGCGCCCAUCGACAAAGACUGCUCUUGCCACACGUGUCGAACCUACACCAGGGCCUUUUUGCACGGAAUAGUCUCCGAUUUGCCGGUAGCGUGCACGCUGCUCACCGAACAUAACCUCGCUUUCCAGAUGCGGCUCAUGCGAGGCAUCAGGGACAGCGUGAGGGAAGAAAGGUUUCCGGAGUUUGUGAGGAAAUUCAUGUUGGAUUUGCACCCAGAUCGGGAUUAUCCCAGCUGGAUACGGGAGUCCCUGAGCGCCGUUAAUAUCGAUUUGUUGUGAUGGUUGUUAGGGUGGAAAACUUCAUGAACGACCGGAUUUCCACAUAUUUCUCAAAAAAAAAAAACAUGUUUUGCUAACACAGUCGUGGUUUCUUCAAAGUGAAAUGAAUUUACACAUACUUAUUAGGAAUUCGAAUUACUUGCCAGCAACUCCUUUAUGUCGGAAGGUAUAACAAUAUCUACAUUAUUGAAAUUUGGGGUGACGAAAUAACUGAUGCAAAUAUUAACUACUUGCCAAACAGUGUUGGAAAAAGUCAUGACUUUUAUGAAAAAGUCAAAGAAGUCCUACUUUUGGAACUAUUCGUACUUUUUUGAAUUAAUUCAAGCGAA
Phaedon cochleariae (mustard beetle) is the source of this 1551-nucleotide messenger RNA. The record is from the annotation of a GenBank genome assembly. Lineage: Eukaryota; Metazoa; Arthropoda; Insecta; Coleoptera; Chrysomelidae.